This is a messenger RNA of Lindgomyces ingoldianus, 849 nucleotides long. RefSeq lists its product as uncharacterized. The record is from RefSeq and is a predicted model, not a curated record. Lineage: Eukaryota; Fungi; Ascomycota; Dothideomycetes; Pleosporales; Lindgomycetaceae. The transcript is spliced from 10 exons. Bases 1 to 849 code for a protein of 282 amino acids.
AUGAGCGCCAGUCCAUAUAUCAAACCCAAUCCUUUGACCUCUAGGGUGUCAGUCAGUCUACUGAGUGAAGCUUAUUACCCUUAUCCCUAUCCCGGCAAGAUCAAGACUCAGCUCGAACUCACUACCUGCAGAUCCUCUAAAAAUCUCGACAAUCGUAGGACUAGUCGUAGAGUCAGCGUCAAAUCAGGGUAUACAGUUAAGCAGAAACGAUUUGAGGUUGACAAAUGGAACCUUUUUCAAUCACAUGAGGAGGAUCAAACAAUGGUCUACAAUAUCACAGCUGAUCUCGUAUUUCCAACGGGGGAUAAAUACUCUUCCAAAGGCUCAAAUAUCGAUCUUUGUGGACAGUAUUGGAAAGAAGAGGCUAGAAAGGGCCCCCAAAAAUCAUGGGCAAGGUCUUCCAUCAAAGGCGGUUGCGCUACUGUGGAUGCUCGCCGGACCCAAAUAUUCACCCAAAAUAACGGUUGCGAAAUCGGCCUCUUUGGCUUCAUGGAAGCACCAUGGUGUUUCAGUCAAUUGCUGUCACGCCUUGAGGCGUCAGGAUCCAAGGGGCAGAGGCAAGCAGUUGGUGGGAUGGUACACCAUGCUGUCAGCCCUUUCCUCAAUCUUUGUUUUGGCAAAUUGCUAUACUUUCUAAAGAGUUAUCUCGUUGAAGAACCGCAAGAUGCACCGGCUCGCCCGUCACUCAUAUCGAAUUUACUGUGUCUUUCCACCUGUCGCCGAACAUGGCAGGCAAGAUAUUUAGCAGAUAGCCUCUACCGUAACGAUAUUCCAUAUUUGGUGGGAGAACACUAUAAAUGUAUAAUCUUGAGCCGUUUUGACAUAUUUCGCGAUCGAGAUAUUGAUUAG